GCAACUCUUUAAAUUCGCGUUUUGAUAAAAGACGCUAUGUUUGUUCUAAGUGGCGUCCCGUACUCAUUUGGCGUUCAGUCUUCAAAAUAUUGGAGAUGAUGGAGACAUGUAUUCGUUUGAAAGCCAGACGCUUAAAGAUGCUGCUGCCGUUGCUGAUGUUCAUGCUUCUACCUCCAUCUCUGCAUUGUAACCCAAACCAAGGUGGCUCUUUUGCCGACAUUGCAACACAAAUAUCUGGAUACAAAGAUGUGGCCCUAAAAAUAAUUGACCUGGCAAUGAAUGGCAAAGCACAAAAUCGAUCAUAUGAGCGACUGGCUGUCUUCACCGACACAGUGGGAAAUCGGAUAAGUGGGUCAAAAAACUUGGACCUCGCAAUUAAAUACAUGCACAACGCUCUCAUUCAAGACGGCUUGGAGAACGUGCAUUUGGAACCAGCGAAGAUUCCACACUGGGUGAGGGGUCACGAGAGUGCUGUGAUGGUCCUUCCACGAAAUCACACUAUGGCCAUCCUCGGCCUGGGUAGUAGUGUUGGGACACCCAGCCAAGGAAUCGAGGCAGAGGUUCUGGUGGUCGAGUCUUUUCAAGAGCUGAGGAGACGGGGCAGCGAGGCCAAAGGCAAGAUCGUGGUGUACAACCAGCCGUUUGUCAGCUACGAGGAGACUGUGGCCUAUCGUGCUGACGGGGCCUCCGAGGCCGCCAAGGUGGGAGCUGUGGCCUCCCUCAUCCGCUCCAUCACUCCGUUCUCCAUCAACAGUCCCCACACGGGUUGGCAGUGGUAUCAGCCCGGGGUGCGGCAGAUUCCCACCGCCUGCAUCACUGUGGAAGAUGCCGAGAUGAUGGCACGCAUGGCUCGACGAGGCCUGAAGAUUGUGGUGCGGCUGCACAUGGGCGCCCAAACGUUCCCAGAUGUCGACUCCUUCAACACCGUAGCGGAGCUGGUGGGCAGCGAGCACCCAGAGCAGGUGGUGCUGCUGAGUGGUCAUCUUGACAGCUGGGACGUGGGCCAGGGGGCCAUGGACGACGGCGGCGGUGUGGCCAUCUCUUGGGAGGCCCUCAGUCUCCUCCGGGACCUUGGCUUGCGUCCAAAGAGGACAAUCAGGAUGGUGCUGUGGACAGCAGAGGAGCCCGGAGGUGUUGGAGCUAGACAAUACUUCGAGCAGCACAAAGCCAACAUUUCCAACUUCGACCUGGUGAUGGAGUCGGACCUGGGCACCUUCGCCCCGCUGGGUCUGCAGUUCACGGGCUCCAAGCAGGCCCGGGCCGUCAUGCAGGAGGUGGUGAAGCUGCUGGCCCCCCUCAACACCACCACACUGGAGGAGCACGGGGAGGGCACCGACAUAGACAUGUGGAUGCAGGCCGGCGUGCCAGGGGCAAGCCUGCACGUGGCUGACGGCAAGUACUUCUGGUUCCACCACACGGAGGGCGACAUGAUGACUGUGCAGAGCCCCGAGGAGAUGAACCUGUGUUCGGCUCUCUGGGCUGUGGUGGCAUACGUGGUGGCCGAUCUGGACGACAUGCUGCCCAGGUAGCGAACCCCCAUCCCCACCCCCCAGCGCCGAGCAAGACCUGGCACAUUUGCCUCAAGCUCCCCUACUACAUUCCUCAGCACUUUACUUUCAGCACUCCUCCAAUGUCUUAAUCAUGUGUGCAGUAUGUACUUAUUACAGAACUAUUACCCACUUGUCUGGUUGAACAAUGGCAAAGUCUUGUGGCACUGAAUGUGAGACUUGAUCUGCUUUUUCUGUAAAUGUGUAUUUUCAAUAAUAAAGUGUGUGAUUCCAGUA
This is a messenger RNA of Engraulis encrasicolus (European anchovy), 1784 nucleotides long. Its product is annotated as carboxypeptidase Q-like. Lineage: Eukaryota; Metazoa; Chordata; Actinopteri; Clupeiformes; Engraulidae. The transcript is spliced from 8 exons. Gene Ontology annotation, biological process: proteolysis; peptide catabolic process. The record is from RefSeq and is a predicted model, not a curated record. Gene Ontology annotation, molecular function: metallodipeptidase activity. The coding region runs from base 96 to 1529 and encodes 477 amino acids.